GAGAAGACGGGGCUCCAAGUUCAAUAAAUCCUGCUUAGUUCCAGUCGCUCACUGUUUGCCUUGUAGUCAUAGUCUUUAAUAUCAUCCUCGAUUCUCAGUGUUUAGAAAAUGGCCUCAUUAGGGUCAACCGAAGGAACGGUCCAGUUCCGCCAUUCGUCUCUGCCUGGAGGCUCUGCUGAGACUUGGUAUCGAAUUGUUGGCAACCUCCAGCCCGACAGCACUCCGCUGAUUCUUCUUCAUGGCGGCCCUGGCAUCCCGAGCAUCAUCUUCUCAGACGUCUUUGACAAAUAUGCAGCUCAGAGUGGCAACCCCGUGAUUGUAUAUGACCAGGUUGGCUGCGGCAAGAGCACGCAUUUCCGACAGACGCGACUGGACACAUCGCUUUGGACUCCCAAGUUGUUUGUGGAUGAGCUGGAAAACUUGCUUGGAGAACUUGGGGUCACGACUUUUGACUUGUACGGGCAUUCAUGGGGCGCUCUUCUGGCAGCUCAGGUCGCCUCCACGGACCGCCCGUUUGUGCGACACCUGCGGAGGCUGAUCCUGGCAAGCGGACUGUCAUGUUCCAGCCAGUGGGAGGUGGCGCAGCGUGCAUUGUUGAAGCAGAUGCCUCAGUCGGUGCAAGACGCCAUCGAGAAGGGAGAGCGUGAAAGGGACUACCAGUCUGCGGCGUACCAGGAGGCGAUUAAUGCGUACUACCAGCAAUUCGUGUGCAGGACGUCUCCGUGGCCGGAAGCAUUGAAUAAUGCAUUCGCUGAGGCGGGUAAGGACGACACGGUCUAUUUCACAAUGUGGGGACCAUCAGAAGUUACAGUAACUGGCGGCUUAAAAGACUAUGACUUGCGGCCCCAGCUUCACAAGAUCAAGGUUCCUACUCUUCUUAUCAAUGGCGAGUACGAUGAAGCUACAGAUGAGGUGAUGAGGCCGUUUUUCACAAAUAUUGAAAAGGUCAAGUGGGUUGUAAUGAGCAAUGUUGCGCAUGUCGCUUAUUUGGAGCAGCCUGAGAAAUACAUCUCAAUCGUGGCUGAUUUUCUCACUUAGAGCGCUAUAAAGCUGUUUAUAUAAGUAUGUAUAUACAAUUGUUAUAAGUUAGAGUAAAAGAUCUCUUGCUUUGUAACAAUUCAUUGCAAGUGAUUUCUCUCAUGGAUGUCUACCACUCCAGUAUUUCUUAAUAAACU
Trichoderma asperellum CBS 433.97 is the source of this 1175-nucleotide messenger RNA. RefSeq lists its product as uncharacterized. The record is from RefSeq and is a predicted model, not a curated record. Gene Ontology annotation, molecular function: peptidase activity. Gene Ontology annotation, biological process: proteolysis. Lineage: Eukaryota; Fungi; Ascomycota; Sordariomycetes; Hypocreales; Hypocreaceae.